This is a messenger RNA of Verruconis gallopava, 1185 nucleotides long. RefSeq lists its product as uncharacterized. The record is from RefSeq and is a predicted model, not a curated record. Lineage: Eukaryota; Fungi; Ascomycota; Dothideomycetes; Venturiales; Sympoventuriaceae. Gene Ontology annotation, biological process: RNA processing. The coding region runs from base 88 to 1092 and encodes 334 amino acids. The transcript has a single exon.
CUCCCCCCUUCGCACAACCGAUUGUGCUCUCUCGGCACCAUUGCGGACGCUCAUCGAUCUCCCGUAUAGACCACGCACGCCUUCACGAUGGCGAAGGAGCGGACCAUCAACCCGGCGACUGCGGCGCUGAAGGCGGCCAAGAAGAAGGACAUCAAGAAGGGCAAGGCCAACGUGGAACGGCAGCGGGCGGAGCGCUUCGCGAAGCGCAACCCGUUCCGCAUCCAGCAGCAGAUCGACGAGCUCAAGCAGGCGGAGGCGAGCGGGAACCUGAAGCCGAAGGACCGGCAGCUGCUCGAGCAGCUGCAGCGGGAACACAAGGCGAUUCUGCGUGCGCGCGAGCAGCUGGGCGACAAGGCGCCGCAGUUUCACGCGCCGAGGAGGGACGGCGGCGGCAGCGGCAGCGGCGGCGUGCUGGGGAAACGGCGGCGGGGCGACGAGGACGCGCGCAGCGACAGCGAGACGGACGAGGACGUGCGGGACAUCCCGAUGCCCAAGGACGUGGAGAACAUGCCGCCGGCGCCGCGGCGGCGGGCGCGCGACAAGGACAGGGUCGACGCCGCACAAGUGGACCUGUCGCUGCCGAAGAAGCCGGAAAUCAAGAGCCAGGUCGUGUACGAGUCCGCGCCCGUGAUCCGGGACCUGAGGAAGGAACCGGCGCGGGCCUUUGUGCCCUCCUCCGUGGCGCGAAACAUCAAGCAGAUCAAGGGCAGAGGCGAAAGGCUCAUCGAGCCCGAGGAGCUGGACAAGCUCGAAAAGGCCGGAUACAACGCUGCUCGGGGCGCCGCGGACGAAGCGGUCAAGGAAGCCGAGCAUGAAACGGUGGCCCGCGAGGCUGGUGGACAGUACGUGGAGCCGGAAAGGCAGCCGAGACACGCCGAAAACUCGCCCGGAGAGCAGGUCGAGGACUUGGAGCAGGCUUCGUAUCACGAUGCGGAGAUGGCGGUCGCUGAAGCGGUGAAAGAAGCAGAAUAUGAGAUGAUGCGGAGAGAGCUCGAAGAAGGAUAUACCGGCGACGCGAGCAGAGAAGGCGAAGUUGCCGAGACACAGCUUAGAAAAGUGGAGAUGGAGGAAGUAGAGGACGAGGACGGAUAAGCGGUCAUUAAACAAUAGGUGAAGCAUUACUGGGUAUCUAGAUGUAUACACGGAUGAGAAACAAAAAAAAAUUACGCGCCACUUUUCUUCAUA